AUGGAUGACGAUAAAGAUUCAUUUAUUGUAUUCAUUGAAAGCGAAUCAUUUGAUAAAACUCAAAAACUCAAACAUGAUUUUUAUCCGGAAUCAGAUAAAGGAUAUUCAUUUCUUGAAUUGUGUUGCUAUCACGGAGCUGUUGAUUGUUUUAAGUUAUUAAGGACAAAAUUCAACUCAGAAAUUAAUCCACAAUGCCUUCAAUUUUCAUUCUUAAGCGGAAAACCAGACAUUUUGAACGAAUGUUUGAAAUUCCAAAUACCCGAUCAAGAAUGCAUGAAAUAUGCAAUUAUUUCAUUCAAUGUUGAUUUUAUAACAUUUUUGAAUAGAGAGUAUGGAUUAGAAAUUGAUUUGGAUACUUGUAGGCUCUGGAGGAAUUACCAAGCUUUCUUUAUUCAUCUUGAUGUUUCAAAUGACAUUGAAAACUGCUUUCCUUAUACUCCCUGUAGGGUUGUUAGAUUCCCGACGAUAGGUGUCUUGGAAGAUUUGCCUGGUGUCAUCAUAGUGUCUUUAAAUCAAAAAUUUUAUUUUGGAGUUAGUUUUAUUGAUUUUUCAAUAAAAAACAUUUGUAAAACAAGAAAAUAA
Trichomonas vaginalis G3 is the source of this 582-nucleotide messenger RNA. RefSeq names its product spectrin binding. NCBI's taxonomy places the organism in Eukaryota, Parabasalia, Trichomonadida, Trichomonadidae. The transcript has a single exon. The record is from RefSeq and is a predicted model, not a curated record. The coding region runs from base 1 to 582 and encodes 193 amino acids.